Molecule: messenger RNA, 1401 nt
Organism: Spodoptera littoralis (African cotton leafworm)
Lineage: Eukaryota; Metazoa; Arthropoda; Insecta; Lepidoptera; Noctuidae
Source: the annotation of a GenBank genome assembly
AUGUUCCACAAAUCAUCUUUGACGAAAGUCAAAUUUCAAGAUCAACAAUUAGACGAUUAUGUUCUUGAGAAUUCAGUUUUAAAAAGUAAGUUACAAAGUAAGAUAGAUGCUUUAUCAAUAAUGAGCAGAGAAUUGGACAAAUGCAGCAUGGAGAGGGAUAGAUUCAAGGUGUUAGUAGAACAGUUGAUGUGCAAGAAAACAGUGCCUAUGAAAUCUAGUCCAGGUGCUAACAAUGUAUCUUAUAGACUAACUCCUACUAAUACUAUUACUGGUGGAGAGAUGCUUGCUAAAACACAAGACCAUAACAAUAUGCUGAAGUUAGAGGUUGAAUCUCUUAAAAGCAAAUUAGAGGAAGCUAAAGAGGAUAUAGUAGCUCUAAAGAAACAGCUGCAAAAACGAGACAGUAUUACUGACGAAAUGAAUGGACACAAAAAGUCUUCAACUAUAUUUAGCUACUCUCACAAAGACUAUGAACAGCUGGUCAAUGAACUUGAAAAAAAUCAAAAGAAGUACCAACAAAUGCAGUUGGACUACAGGGCAACAUUGGAUGAAAAAGAAGAAUUGGUUUCUGAUAGAGAUUACUAUAAAAACAAAGUACAAAGGUUGAGCCAUCAGAUCAGCUAUAUCUUGUCCAACAGAACAAAACUACAAGACAGUAAUGAUGUAGAUCCCCCAAAGCCUAUAGUUGACAUUGAUGCUUUAGUCACUGAAAAUAAAUACCUUCAUGAAAGAAUAACACAGCUUCAAGUAGAAAAGGAAAUAAUAAAGAGAACACUAACAAAAUAUAAGACAUUGCUUGACAAUAGGAGUAAAAAUUACUCUUUGCAGAUGAAAAAAGGUUUUGCAGAUGUUAUGACACAAAAACAAGUGAGAGAAUUUCUAGACAACAUUUAUUCUAAGGCAGGAUUGAAGCAGGGAUCAGCAGCAGAAUUGAAGUCUCUCUGUCUUGGCUUGUUUGAGGCACUCAAUGAUAAGUCAAUUGCCUUACAACAUCAAAGGAAGACUAAUCAAAUUCUGGCUAAUAGAAUAACUGAAUUAGAAAAAACUUUAGAGAGUUGGUGCAAUGGUCAGAAAUAUAUCCCCAUAUUUCCAUCACAAAUGUUGAUGGAUGAGUUCCUGACAGACUCUGGGUCUGUCAAGUCGAAUGAUUCAAAGGAACAACUAAAGUCCCAUGACAGUUCAGAGAAUAAUAGAAAUAAGUUUUCUGAUAGUGAUGAUGAGAUGAAUAAAGACACCAGUGAUGGGUCAUCAGGAGACCUAAGGAAGACAUAUGAUGAUGAAGAUGAGGAUGACGUCGAAGAGUGCCAAGAGCUGAGAAGGAACAUGUCCAAGACAGUUCUGCCGCAAGACUUACAAGACUUAGUCAAGGAAGCUCUUGCUGAACUAAAACCGGCAAACUAA